UCAAAGGGAAGGUCCAUAUUUGAAAACAUGGAUCCCAAGAAAGUGGAUGAGGACGACACGAGCGGCAGUGGAGACAUUGGCUCAGUCAUGGGUUUCUCAGGGUUUGGUAAGAAAGCCCGCACCUUUGACUUCAAUGCCAUUUUCGAACAGACCCGCCGAACAGCCAUUGAGAGGAGUCAACGUGCGUUAGAGGAGCGGCAGAAGGAGAUGGAAGAGGAAGGGGAGAGCUCCAGAUCAGUUAAACCAUCAGGCCACAGUCAAAGAGUCAAAAGCGCGGCAGCUUCUUCCAGCAGCAGCGACAGUGGGUCAGACUCUGACUCGGAACUUAUUGGGCCCCCGGUCCCCUCUCAAGGUGCCGACCAAGACGAUGAUGAUGAUGAGCUCGUGGGACCACCUCUUCCACCAGGCUACACAGGAAACACAGCUGACAGUGAUGACGAUGAUGACGAGGGGGACGCACAGGACGACGACGAUGAUAAUCCAGUGAAAAAGAUCCCAGACAGUCAUGAGAUCACUCUGCAGCACGGGACCAAGACAGUGUCGGCUCUCGGCUUAGACCCUUCUGGCGCCCGUCUGGUGACCGGUGGGUACGAUUACGACGUGCGGUUCUGGGAUUUCGCUGGGAUGGAUCAGGCCCUACAGGCCUUCAGAACCCUGCAGCCUUGUGAGUGCCAUCAGAUCAAGUCCCUGCAGUACAGCGUCACAGGUGAUGUCAUCCUGGUAGUUUCCGGCAACUCGCAGGCCAAGGUCUUGGACCGUGAUGGCUUCAAUGUCAUGGAGUGCAUCAAGGGAGACCAGUACAUUGUGGAUAUGGCCAACACCAAGGGACACACGGCUAUGUUAAAUAGUGGCUGCUGGCAUCCCAAGAUUAAAGAAGAGUUCAUGACCUGCUCCAAUGACGGCACCGUGCGCACAUGGGAUGUGAACUCUGAGAAGAAGCACAAGUCCGUGUUCAAGCCUCGCUCCUCCCAGGGGAAGAAGGUCACCCCCACGUGCUGCACCUACAGUCGUGACGGAAAGCUCAUUGCAGCGGGCUGCCAAGACGGUACCAUCCAGAUCUGGGACAGAAACCUCAGCGUUCACACAAAGUUCCACUGUCGGCAAGCUCACACUCCGGGAUCGGACACCUCUUGCCUCGCCUUUUCCUACGACGGCACGACUCUCGCUUCGCGUGGAGGUGACGACACUCUAAAGAUGUGGGACAUACGCAACUUCAGGAAGCCCGUGAACGUAGCCACCGGGCUGGUCAACUACUUUUCCAUGACCGACUGCUGUUUCAGCCCAGACGACAAGCUCCUCGUAACGGGGACGUCAGUGAAGAGAGACGAGGGCAACGGGAAGCUGGUUUUCUUUGACCGAGUUUCCUUUCAGAAGGUCUACGAAAUCGAAGUCACCAACGCAAGUGCCGUCCGCUGCUUGUGGCACCCGAAACUUAACCAGAUAAUGGUGGGGACUGGAAACGGCCUGGCUAAGGUGUACUACGACCCUGUGAAAAGCCACAGGGGAGCUAAGCUGUGUGUAGUGAAGAGCAAGCACAAAGAGAAACAAGCAGAGACGCUAACGCAAGAUUACAUCAUCACGCCUCAUGCCUUACCCAUGUUCAGAGAGGCCCGGCAGCGGAGCACACGAAAACAACUGGAGAAGGACAGACUUGACCCAAAGAAAUCCCACAAGCCCGAGCCUCCCGUUUCAGGACCAGGCCGGGGAGGCAGGGUAGCGGCUCACGGUGGCACUCUGUCUUCAUUCAUCGUGAAGAACAUCGCUUUGGACAAAACAGACGACAGUAACCCGAGAGAGGCCAUCCUGCGUCACGCCAAGGAGGCGUCGGAGAACCCUUACUGGGUUGCCCCGGCGUACAAACAGACGCAGCCAGAACCCGUGUUUGCAGAGGAGUCGGACGAGGACGAGGAGGCCGAAAAAGAGCCGGAGUGGAAGAAACGCAAAAUCUGAGAGAGACAUUUUAUGCAGGAUAGUUGACAGGGUGAGACACUCUUUCCCAGAACACAGAAUUACUGUCAGAAACUCCGCAUAGGAGCGUCACUUAACGCGCUAAACUCUUCUGUCUGGUAAUUCCAUGCAGCGCGUACAUAUUUAUGUACGUGUGCUUCUGUGAAUCAUGUUCCUCUUAUUGCGGUUCUUGAAUCACUGAACAACCUUGGGGUUUUUUUUUUUGCAUCUGUUUACAUAGUACAUACUCUGUUUUCAUAAUUUCCAUUGUCCUCUCACCCCGCAUCUCCAGUUGCUAAUCCCUCAUAAAUCGGCUCCAGAUUUUGCGGUCUGGAGCCGUUCGGUUUGUAAAAAGUAAAUCAAAAAAAGAAGUGCAACAGUUUUACUUUGGAAUGUUUUUUAAGGCUCAACAGAUUUUAAAACUGUUCUUCUCCAGGGUUGUGAUUUACAAAGCUCUGUUCGACCGUCUGCUAAUUCAGUUUUUAUUCUCUACGCAGUGUAUUCCACCUCCAAACCUAAAUAAAGGCAUUUCUAUUCUCUUGUCAAA
This is a messenger RNA of Mugil cephalus (flathead mullet), 2494 nucleotides long. Its product is annotated as WD repeat-containing protein 70. Lineage: Eukaryota; Metazoa; Chordata; Actinopteri; Mugiliformes; Mugilidae. Gene Ontology annotation, biological process: regulation of DNA double-strand break processing. Gene Ontology annotation, cellular component: site of double-strand break; nucleus. The record is from RefSeq and is a predicted model, not a curated record. Bases 28 to 1950 code for a protein of 640 amino acids. Gene Ontology annotation, molecular function: protein binding. The transcript is spliced from 18 exons.